AUGGAGAACAGACUGGCCAGUGACAUACUGGCCUCAGCUCUGCGGGAUAUGGAUGAGAUUAUUCGUGCUAGCGAAAAUACAAGUCCUGACGCUAAUGUUAUAAGAACAUAUGCAGCACAUAUGAACGGGGUUCACAACGGUAAAACAAACUUAGGACUGGAGGACUCAUUCUAUAAUGACCUUCGUGGCAACAGAAAACUGUCCUCCAGUGACGUGAACGCAAAAAUCAAACCAAUAAUAAGAACGUCAAAUUCCGAGGCUCAAAUUCAGGGGUUGUUAUAUGCACUGGAUUCAUCAGUAGAAAACCUCGGGGCUGCCGAAGGAAAAAAUCUCAUCCUUCCCCCGAACACACGGAACUUCUUACGCCGUUUCAUACAGGACGGUAGUGAGCAUUCAUCUACGCGCGACGCAUCUUGUAAUACAACAAUACACCGUGUGGAGGUGUUGAGUCAACCAUCCAUUUCAAGGAACGAACCGCUACUCGCACUGAAUUCGUCUUCAACGUUGCCAAAGGACGAAUCCUUAAAAUCCCGUGUAAUUCUGCUACAAAAUCAGGUCGACGCCCAGUCGAGACGCAUUGCAGAGCUGGAACAAAAACAGGAGCAAUGCUGGAUUUAUGCGCCAAUUUAUCAACUCCCCGAUGAUGAUGAUGAUGAUGAUGAUGAUGAUGAUGAUGAUGAUGAUGAUGAUGAUGAUGAUGAUGAUGAUGAUGAUGAUGAUGAAACGAGAUGUUCAGUUGAGUCUCUCGUGGAAGCCAAUGGAUGCAUACAAAUGAAUGAACAAUUGACAGGUAUAUCGCUGGCGGCAGAAAAACCUAUUUUCGGCCUCCCUACUUCAAUCAACCAAGAAAACGGUGAUGAUGCGUUAGUCGCGAUGCCGCCACCAUCUGUCAACAUGGCUGAAGGUGUGCAUCUCAGCCCUGGAAACAGUCCGCAUUCUCCGUUAGACCUCUCAGUUAGACCAGUCCUGGACUUAUCGCGCAACAAUGCAGCAGUAACUGGAUAUGACCUUCACAUCCCCCCAAACUUACUACCGACUUUUUCGGCCACGGAAAAUGGUAGCAAUCUACAAACGGGUAGCAUGCUAAGGUCUACUCACCACAAGUCCAUCAGCUUGAACGAAUUACGUCAGAAUCGUUUAAACAGCGGUAUGGAUACACACUCCGCUCAAAACUAUGUAGGUGUUCGAAGCUUCCUUGACCAGUUUAGGGUUCCACGCCUGGGCAUAUCUCCCAAUGAUUCAGUGUCCUCACCAGUCUACUCCUCACCACCGCCAACGGAUUCAAGCCAUCUGCCACCGCAGUAUGCAAGUGAUCAACAUAGACAAAACUUUCUUACCGGCACCAAUCGCACACCCCCGCCAGGCAAACCGGAACCCACAAGAAAUCAACACCGAACAGCAGGGAGAACAUUCGGUCUGCGUCACUCACCCCAACCAGAUUACUCUUUUGCAACCACAGUGGAUGGGCUUCCACCACCGUCAGUACCAGCCGACAGACCGAUCAACCCACACAGUCCAAUUUUCCGGCGUGCUCGCACUCCUAAACAGAUGCAAGAACGGUUCAUCCAUCCUGCUAAGAUACGAUUUCAUCCAGCCAUAUGCUGCAACGACCAAAAAGCACUACGCGCUUACGACGAUUAUUCACCGAUAACCCCUCUGGCUAUGCGUGCUCACAACCCCUCUUGUUUUGCCAACAUGCUCAGCUUUCGAUGGCUCUCACAACGUCGAAACUCAACGUGUGAGGCUCCUCCAAAAUCCGCUUCCAUCUCAGUCCCUCCAGUUACAAAUAGCGCAAACGUGCGUUCCUCCCUCUCAGCUGCUUAUGUUUACGGACGAUCGAGCUCUCUACGCGCCCCACGUAGCUCAGCUUUCCAGAAGGUCAAUUCAACCAAUAGUCUGUGGACCACAAGGGACUCGCGUGGCUCUGAGUCAAAUGGUCGCAUUAUGCUUUGUGAUAGUUACUGGAAUCAGAAUGGUGGCUUUGCGGGUGGAGAUCAGUACACAGCCCCACAGUCUGUACCGAACAUGCCCAACUCGCUAACCCAGCAACCAUGGAUGAGUGGGGCUGGUGUGGAAUCAUUACCAUCCUCAUCAUCUACCCGGGAGACCCCAUCGGAUGCAUCACAAAUGCACUCGCUUACGCCACCAAUUGUGACCGACAUCAUGGAGGAGCUGGGAAACUCCGAUUUCUUACACUGGGACAAGGAUAUGGUGUCGGCCUGGCUGUACGAGUUGGGGUUGGGUUAUGCGGUACCCUGUGCAAGACGCUGGCUGCAACAAGGCGCUGACCUGGUGCGAGCGCCACGAAAAUCCAUUGAACAGGAAGAUAUGGUUUCAAUGAAAAUCACAAACGAACUGCAUGUGUUAAGUUUCCGGCGUGGAUUACAAAUACUUCGACGGAUAAACUUUGAUCUAAAUGGGCUUUGUCGGGAUUCAGGUACCGAGGCUGACUACCUAUGGAGAGAAAACGGAACUAGACAACGGUCAAGCCACCCAGAUCCGACCGAAAUCCUCAGUGAUGUGGAUCAGCUUGUCAAUAGCAGCGGCGAUGACAUUAUGUCAAAGUCGUUUAGUGGUUCAACCCAAUUCACCGAAUCACCGAAGAGCAAGCGGGUCACCUCACCCGUGCGACCCAGGCGGUCCAACACCGUGACCAAUCUGAAGACUUCCAACGUGUGUAGUUGGACUCAAUAUCGAGUGAUAUCUUGGCUAAACUUCAUUGAGCUGCCUGAAUACGCUCGGAAUCUGGACGGGACUGGAGUACACGGGGCUCUGAUUAUGCUAGAAGAUCGAUUCAACCCGGACUUGUUGGCCAACAUUCUCCGCAUUCCUUCCAACAAAACACUAGUACGGCGGCAUUUGUCCAGUAAAUUUGUUGAGUUGGUUGGCAACGAGGUGUGGGAGAGGAAGCAGGCGGUUUCAAGUAAUCCAGACAUUCCCGCACUCACCCAACACUCGAAGAUCAAGCUUUCCCGGAAACGUACCUUCUUUAUGUCACACCGGAAACGAAAAGGUAUGGAAUAUGAGGAGGAACUUUUAUGCCCGGUCGACAUCGACUCACCGAUGACCGAUCUGCAGACCCAAGAUACAAACUCCUCCGAACACGUGCCGUCAGAGAGCACGAGUAUGCAGUUUGCCUUCAAUGGCUCUGAGACAGUGAAUGAAAACUCGCUCGCCACCGACAUCACUUAGCUUUAUGAAAUUCUACGACGAACUUCCCGUCGACGGACAAAAAAGAUGUUCAAAGAGCAAACACUGUGCACUGAUAUACAUCAAACACUUCCUACUCCAACUGUUCAUAGUUUGACCCUUUUAGCUGCAUUUUUGGCAUCAAGUGAUUUGUUCUGUGUUUGUAUCAUUACUAUAACGUUUUUAUACAUCGCCAUAAGCUUCUUGACUGGUUUGAGGGUUCCGUAAUUUCUUGUCCUCCUCUCCCCUCCCCCACAUCAGCUUGGUACGUAAACUGAGUUUGAGAGUUACACACUGCUUCGUCGCCAAAUGUAUUACAUCUAUCCAACUAGACACCAUUCUGAUGAACUUUGCACCACCGACCCUCCACAGUUACCACUUACUCUGCAGUUUGUACAAUAAUCUUUAGAAUCUGCCUUUUCCGUUUACUUUCCCAAGUGCUUCCAUCAUCAGCGUGCAUUUUGUUGCAAGCAAAAGAUAUGCCACGUAAUCCAGCAGACUCGAGAGGACUUCAGUUCCUCGCUUGUUCCCCUUUUUCAUUGUUGUUGUGCAUGUUGAACACCCCAGAUCUGCACGGAUCUAGCCUGAUCGAAACUCCGAAUCACGCCUUCAUUUGUCUUUUUUGAGUCUUGAUGAUGGCGAAGCCAACAAGAAACGAUGGUUUGAAUAGUAC
Molecule: messenger RNA, 3862 nt
Organism: Opisthorchis viverrini
Lineage: Eukaryota; Metazoa; Platyhelminthes; Trematoda; Opisthorchiida; Opisthorchiidae
Exons: 15
Coding region: 1-3192 (1063 amino acids)
Biological process (GO): neuromuscular junction development
Cellular component (GO): presynaptic active zone
Molecular function (GO): protein binding
Source: RefSeq, a predicted model, not a curated record